Molecule: messenger RNA, 2560 nt
Organism: Pichia membranifaciens NRRL Y-2026
Lineage: Eukaryota; Fungi; Ascomycota; Pichiomycetes; Pichiales; Pichiaceae
Exons: 1
Coding region: 370-2385 (671 amino acids)
Cellular component (GO): cytosol
Molecular function (GO): acetyl-CoA synthetase activity; AMP binding
Source: RefSeq, a predicted model, not a curated record
CCCCGAUGGUGGCCAGAGGGGCAACGCCGGAGAGAAGAGCAGAAGAAGACAGCCGGCAUAUGCGGGUGCCCGGUGUUUUGUGGGGCAGCAGCCGGGGGCCGGAGGCCGGGGGCGUGAGCAGCGUGAGCAGCGUGAGCUGGACAGGCGGCUACCCCACUUUGGACAGCGGUUGCCGGGACGUUGGCGCUGGCGGAUGGAAUUAUAAAAGGAACGGUCUGGCGCAGCUGUGGAGAUUGUGGGUCGUUCAUUGGUGCCACUUUUCGGUUUGCCCUUGCGCGUAGUGUGUAGCAAGAAUAAGCAGGCAGCAGAAGCAGGCAGCAGAAGCAAGCAGCAGAAGCAAGCGUCAAACUAAAACGAAAAGCAUACACAAUGCCAGAAAAGCAUUUGGAAAACGAGCAUCUUAUGAACGAGCGGGCAAUGGACGUGCCCUCCGGGUUUCUCGAAAGACACCCGGGCAAGCCACACCUUACCUCGCUCGAGCAGUACAAGAAGAUGCACAAGGAGUCGAUCGAGCACCCGGCGCAGUUCUUCGGCAAGAUGGCGCAGGAGAACCUCUCGUGGUCAAAGCCGUUCACCGUGGCCAAAGUCCCGGAGGCGCCACGUCUCCGGGACAACAACGGUGAGCCGUCCGCGUGGUUUGUGGACGGAGAGUUGAACGCGUGCUACAACUGUGUCGACCGCUGGGCGAUCAAGAACCCAAACAAGCCGGCCAUAAUCUACGAGGCCGACGAGCCAAACGAGGGCAGAAUCAUCACCUUCGGGGAGUUGUUGAAGGACGUGUGCCGUUUUGCACAGGUGUUGAAGAAUCUUGGCGUGAAGAAGGGCGACACGGUCGCCGUGUACUUGCCGAUGAUCCCGGAGGCGAUUGUGGCCUUGAUGGCGAUCGUCCGGAUUGGCGCCGUCCACUCUGUGGUCUUUGCCGGCUUCUCCUCCACAUCCUUGAAGGACCGGGUCUUGGACGCCGACUCCAAGAUCGUCAUCACCACCGACGAGUCCAAGCGGGGCGGGAAGAUCAUCGAGACGAAGAAGAUUGUCGACGACGCGUUGACCCACUGUCCCGACGUGAGAAACGUCAUCGUCUUCAAGAGGACAGGUAACUCCCACAUCCCAUGGAACAGCAAGAGAGACGUAUGGUGGCACGAGGAGGUGGUCAAGUACGGGCCCUACUGUCCGCCAGAGCCUGUCAGCAGCGAGGACAACUUGUUCUUGCUCUACACCUCCGGCUCGACGGGCAAGCCCAAGGGGAUUCUCCACACCACUGCGGGCUACCUCUUGGGCGCCAUGCUCACCACCAAGUACGUGUUUGAUGUUCACUACGAGGACAUCAUCUUCACCGCGGGCGACGUGGGCUGGAUCACCGGCCACUCCUACGUCGUCUACGGCCCACUGCUGAACGGUGCCACAACCGUCGUCUUUGAGGGGACCCCAGCAUACCCCAACUUCUCCCGGUACUGGGACAUUGUUGACAAGUACGGCGUGAACCAGUUCUACGUUGCACCGACCGCAUUGCGGUUGUUGAAGCGUGCCGGUGAGAAGUACAUCGAGAACUACAAGUUGGACACCUUGCGCGUGCUUGGCUCCGUCGGUGAGCCGAUCGCCAAGGACGUGUGGGAGUGGUACAACGAGUUCAUUGGCCGUGGCAAGGCCCACAUCUGCGACACGUACUGGCAGACGGAGUCCGGCUCCCAUCUGAUCUGCCCCCUAGCCGGGAUCACGCCAACAAAGCCCGGCUCCGCCUCGCUCCCAUUCUUCGGCAUCGAGCCCGCCAUCUGCGACCCGGUCACGGGUGAGGACUUGGAGGGCAAUUGCGUCGAGGGCGUCUUGUGCGUGAAGACCGCCUGGCCCUCCAUGACCCGCUCGAUCUGGAACGAUUACGGCCGCUACUUGGACACCUACUUGAAGCCCUACCACGGCUACUACUUCUCCGGCGACGGCGCUGCCCGCGACCAGGACGGCUUCUACUGGAUCUUGGGCCGUGUCGACGACGUCGUGAACGUGUCCGGCCACCGUCUCUCCACCGCCGAGAUUGAGGCCGCCUUAAUCGAGCACCCGCUCGUGUCCGAAAACGCCGUCGUCGGCUUCCCGGACGAGUUGACCGGCUCCGCCGUCGCCGCCUUCGUCUCCCUCAAGAAGGAGAUCGACGACGUCGCCGCCACCAAGAAGGAGUUGGUGCUCACCGUGCGCAAGGAGAUCGGGCCGUUUGCCGCCCCUAAGCAGAUCAUCAUUGUCGACGACCUCCCUAAGACGAGAUCGGGCAAGAUCAUGCGCAGAAUCCUCAGAAAGAUCUUGGCCGGCGAGGAGGAUCAGCUCGGUGACGUGUCCACCUUGUCGAACCCCAACGUGGUCGCCCACUUGAUCGAGGUUGUUCACAGCAUGAAGAAGUAGCCCGUCCGUGUAGUAUCUUAUGUCUAAUGAGCUAGUUGUCUAGUAUAGUUAAUGUUAGUUGUCUUUCCAGUCUUUCUUGUCAAUUCAUUUCUGCGACGAUCGGUCCUGCCCGCCGUUUUCCAAGUCGAUCGACCCAAUUUGCUUUUUUUCCGCGUCCCCUCACGGACAUGCCGAC